Juglans microcarpa x Juglans regia is the source of this 886-nucleotide messenger RNA. Its product is annotated as heavy metal-associated isoprenylated plant protein 28-like. Gene Ontology annotation, molecular function: metal ion binding. The transcript has 2 exons. The record is from RefSeq and is a predicted model, not a curated record. Lineage: Eukaryota; Viridiplantae; Streptophyta; Magnoliopsida; Fagales; Juglandaceae. Bases 112 to 654 code for a protein of 180 amino acids.
UUAACUUAUAAGCUUCGUUAAGCUUCUGGUUAUGAUGGUUGGGUUCUGCAUGCUGCAUGCCUCCUGCGUUUAUACAAGGCCCACACAUUUGCUGUUAAGUUCUUUAGCUAAAUGACAUGGUUUUCUCUUUCUCAGAUAGUGGAGAUGAUAGUUCACAUGGAUUGUGCCGGUUGCGAAAGCAAGAUAAAGAAAGCUCUCCGGAAACUUGAUGGAGUAAAUGAAGUUGAUAUAGACUUGACCAUGCAAAAAGUGACGGUAAUGGGAUGGGUAGAGCAAGAGAAAGUCUUAAAGACAGUGAGAAAGAUGGGGCGGAGAGCCGAUCAAUGGCCAUAUCCUCAAGACCCAGAAUACUACAACAUUAUGCGCCAGUAUAAUUACCAUCAUCAGCAUCAUGAUCUUCAUGACCAGAAUCAAUCACUGACCUAUUAUGUAUCUUUGCCUGACUCUUCCUACAAUGACUAUAUACAAGGCCAUAGUAGUACUACCGCUCAAUUAGGCUAUGGUUCUUACGAUGAUCAGCAUCAUCAUGAGUCGCUGUCCAGUUCUUACGAUGAUCAGCAGCCACCGUAUUCAACUAUGUAUCGUGAUCAGAAUGAUUGGCAGGCCACCGCCAUAUUCAAUGAUGAAAACCCUCAUGCUUGUUCUAUAAUGUGAUGCAUGCAUGGCAUAUAUUUUCAUGGGUUUUCAAUGCUUUUGAGGGAAUUAAGAAAGAGUAGGCCAAUGUUCAAUCCUGUCUUGCGUAUGUAAUUGGGAUGCAUGGGUUUUAUUGCUUGCAAUGUUUUAAUUACUUUUUUUCCUUUGGGAAUUGGUAGUACUUAAAAGUAAAUAGCAUGCAUGUAAAAAGAGUUCAAUGUAAAACAGUGAUGACUGGUGUACGUUCUUGCUC